Messenger RNA from Zerene cesonia (dogface butterfly), 1515 nucleotides. It is a transcript of the gene PIG-A, whose product is annotated as phosphatidylinositol N-acetylglucosaminyltransferase subunit A. The record is from RefSeq and is a predicted model, not a curated record. Bases 159 to 1472 code for a protein of 437 amino acids. Gene Ontology annotation, cellular component: glycosylphosphatidylinositol-N-acetylglucosaminyltransferase (GPI-GnT) complex. The transcript is spliced from 2 exons. Lineage: Eukaryota; Metazoa; Arthropoda; Insecta; Lepidoptera; Pieridae. Gene Ontology annotation, biological process: GPI anchor biosynthetic process. Gene Ontology annotation, molecular function: phosphatidylinositol N-acetylglucosaminyltransferase activity.
UAUAAUAAUCAACAAUUCCGCUGUCCAUUCCACUUAUUAAUUGAAAUAACUUUAUAAUUAAUUUAAAUGUCUUGUAAUCUUACUAAAUCAUAACUAGGCCCAUUACCGUUUGGUUACAAUACUUAGAUUACAGAUAAUAGCUUUACUUUCUGUCAAACAUGAGUACCCAAACGGAACCAACAAUUAAAAACAGGAGGCACAUUAUAUGCAUGGCGUCAGACUUCUUUUACCCAAAUACGGGUGGAGUCGAAGAGCACAUAUAUAAUUUAUCGCAAUGUUUAAUAAAACGUGGACACAAAGUAGUUGUUAUCACACAUUGCUACGAAGAUAGAGUUGGUGUUCGAUAUUUAACAGGGGGUCUUAAAGUAUACUACUUACCAAUACGAGUUUUUUACAGCCAAUGUGCUCUACCUACUAUGAUUUGUAACAUAGCAAUUGUACGAUAUAUUUUAAUACGGGAGCGAAUUCAAAUUGUGCAUGGACAUUCAGCUUUCAGUGUACUAGCACAUGAAGUGUCUAUAAUAGGAAAGUUAAUGGGGUUGAAAACAGUAUUUACAGACCACAGUCUCUUUGGUUUUGCAGACAUGUCAGCAGUUCUGACAAAUAAGUAUCUGCAAAUGUGUUUGUGUGAAUGUGAUCACUGUAUUUGUGUUUCUCACACAGGUAAAGAAAAUACAGUAUUAAGAGCUAAAGUGAAAGCUCAUAAAGUUUCAGUUAUACCAAAUGCUGUGGAUGCUUACACAUUUACCCCUGAUCCAAGUCAAAGAGAUCCAAAUGUUAUAACAGUCAUAAUUGUUUCUAGAUUAGUGUAUAGAAAAGGUGUCGAUUUGAUGGCAGCUGUAAUAGCAGAUAUGUGUCCUAGAUACCCAAACCUAAGGUUCAUUAUAGGAGGGGACGGGCCCAAAAUGUGGCUGUUACAAGAAGUCAGGGAAAGAAAGGGUUUUCAACACUGUGUGACACUAUUGGGAAGCUUAAAACAUUCUGAAGUGAGGGAUGUAUUAGUAAAAGGUGAUAUAUUUUUAAAUACAUCUUUGACUGAAGCAUAUUGUAUGGCAAUAGUCGAAGCCGCCUCUUGCGGGCUAAAAGUGGUAUCAACAAAAGUUGGUGGCAUUCCAGAAGUACUACCAGACAAUAUGAUUUAUUUAUCCGAACCAAAUGUUACAAAUAUUGUUGAAAGUAUUGAAUUGGCUAUGACCGACUUGAAAACUGGUAAUAUUGUAUGUCCAUUUGAAUGCAACAGAAAUGUGAGGAAGAUGUAUAAUUGGAUGGAUAUUACAAGACGGACUGUAAUAGUAUAUGAUAAAAUAAUGCUCAAUAAGAACAAACCAUUGGGAUUACAAUUGAAAAGUUAUCUCUCUUGUGGUGUGUGGCCAUUUCUUCUUGUCAUAAGCUUAAUGUAUUUAUUGUUGCAGUUAGUUGAAAAGGUGUAUAAGAGGAAACACAUUGAUAUUGCUAGAGAUAUAAAGUUAUGAGUGAUAAUAAUGAUUCUUUAUAAAAUAAGCUUCAUUAUAGAAA